GACUCCGGAGGAUCUCUCGCGAGGAAGGACGCCAUUAUCGCAGCCGCCCGGCCAAACACCACGAGAAUUCGGCAAGGCAAACGAAUCAGAUUUGUAUGAACUGACAGAUCUCUUUCGGUUCAGCCCUACUACCUGUUUCUGAAUGAUGACAGAACAGGAUUUAGCUGAUGUAGUUCAAAUAGCUGUGGAGGACUUGAAUCCAGAUCACCCAGUUGUGUUGGAAAACCAUGAAGUGACAGAUGAAGAUGUAGAUCCCCCUUUGAAACGGCAACGGAUAGAAAUUAAUUGUCAAGACCCGUCAAUUAAGUCGUUCCUGUAUUCCAUUAACCAAACAAUAUGCCUGCGACUGGAUAGCAUCGAGGCCAAGCUGCUAGCCCUGGAUGCAACCUGCAAGUCCCUGGAAGAGAAACUGGAUCUGGUCAUGAACAAGCAGCACAGCCCCAUCCAGGUUCCCAUGGUGGCAGGUUCCCCACUUGGGGCCACCCAGACAUGCAACAAAGUGAGAUGUGUUGUUCCUCAGACCACAGUAAUUCUCAACAACGACCGUCAGAACUCGAUUGUAGCCAAGAUGGUGGGGCAGGAAGAGCCAUUGAACAGAGCAGCAGAUUCACUGGAAAAUAUCCUUAGCAAUGCUGUUCCUGGCCGGAGGCAGAACACCAUCGUGGUCAAGGUCCCAGGGCAUGACGAUAGCCACAAUGAAGACGGGGAGAGUGGUUCUGAAGCCAGUGACUCGGUUUCAAACAGCGGCCAGCCAGGGACUCAGAACAUUGGGAACAAUGUCACCCUUAUUACGUUGAAUUCUGAAGAGGACUAUCCUAGCGGGACGUGGCUUGGGGACGAAAACAAUCCUGAGAUGCGUGUGCGCUGCCCCAUCACCCCGGCAGACAUGCUCCAUAUCAGCACCAACUGCCGCACGGCGGAGAAGAUGGCACUGACGUUGCUCGACUACCUUUUCCAUCGAGAAAUCCAGGCCAUCUCUAACCUUUCUGGGCAGGGGAAGCACGGGAAGAAACAACUCGAUCCCCUCAUGAUUUACGGCAUCCGUUGUCAUCUUUUCUAUAAGUUUGGAAUCACAGAGUCCGAUUGGUAUCGAAUUAAACAGAGUAUAGACUCCAAAUGCCGAACAGCCUGGCGGCGAAAACAGCGAGGCCAAAGUCUAGCUGUAAAAAGCUUUUCGCGACGGACCCCUUCGUCCUCAUAUAGUGGUUCAGAGAGCACCCAAAGCACAGUGUCGGCACCAAACGAAAUUCAGGCCAACCAGCCACAGGCUCUUCAUUAUGCUUUGGCCAAUGCCCAGCAAGUCCAGAUCCACCAGAUAGGAGAAGAUGGCCAGGUUCAAGUAGGUCAUCUCCACAUAGCACAGGUGCCACAAGGAGAGCAGGUCCAGAUCACUCAAGACAGCGAGGGUAACUUGCAGAUACAUCAGGUUCACGUUGGGCAAGAUGGCCAGGUGCUACAAGGUGCUCAACUGAUUGCAGUCGCUUCUUCUGAUCCUGCAGCUGCUGGUGUCGAUGGAUCACCACUCCAGGGGAGCGAUAUCCAGGUCCAGUACGUCCAGCUGGCCCCAGUGACAGACCACUCCGCUGCUAAUCCAAACACAGAUGCACUUCACUCAGCGAUCCAGCCAGAAAUGCAAAUAGACCAUGGAGCCAUUCAGAUCCAGUAGGACAAGGUUUCGAGGAAACAGCCGCCACCCUCUCAGCUCCGGGCCCCCGGCCGGCAGCUCAAGAUUCCAGUCGCAGAGCAAUGUCGUAGCUUCUUCUCGGCCUGCAGGAUGUUUUCCCGUACAUCCCUUGUACAUAUGAGUGUGUUCUUGCUUCUCAGACCCGAGUGUAUGGAAGCACAUACAGAUCUGACUGUUUGGACCAAGAUGCGGAGCUUUGGAUGAGGUGCUGUGGAAUUGCCAUUCUUUCACUCCAUUGCAAGGCUCCCAGGAUCGGUGGUUUAACGGAAUGAGAAAAAACCAACCCUGCAGGAGGCAAAACCUGGCUAACUUUAAUUAAUCGAACUAUUGCAAGUGAUGUAACGCACCACCGUUUCUUCUCUUCUGUGACUCAUCCCUGCAAAUAUCCAUCAGCGUCUCCUCAGACACCUGGUUGUCUUGCAAUACAUACCUUAUUACACAGAAAGAAUCAAGAGUGCAAAUAUAUUUUGCUGUUGAAAGAAGUUUUUUUUUAAUUUGCUAUGUUUAUAAUAAAAAAGAGAGAGACGUAUUUAAAAAAGAAAAUGGAAUGGAGGCAGGGCCAUUAUCAUAAAUGUUAGCUUCUUUUUUGCUGCUGGUUUUCCUGUUUCAGUGUAAUCAUUAAAAAAAGGAGGAAAACCCCUCAUACAAACAGAAACUUUGCCUCUCUUGGGGGGGGUAUUCUUGCUUAACUACUUUUUUUAAAGGGGGGAAACUACUAUCCACCACUGUAAUUAUGCAUUUCUAAAGAAAUAAAUGUGUAUUUAUGAA
Molecule: messenger RNA, 2452 nt
Organism: Candoia aspera
Lineage: Eukaryota; Metazoa; Chordata; Lepidosauria; Squamata; Candoiidae
Gene: BANP
Product: BTG3 associated nuclear protein
Exons: 13
Coding region: 143-1666 (507 amino acids)
Biological process (GO): protein localization to nucleus; negative regulation of protein catabolic process
Molecular function (GO): DNA binding
Source: RefSeq, a predicted model, not a curated record